Messenger RNA from Gigantopelta aegis, 914 nucleotides. Its product is annotated as transmembrane protein 272-like. The transcript has 5 exons. The record is from RefSeq and is a predicted model, not a curated record. Bases 181 to 846 code for a protein of 221 amino acids. Lineage: Eukaryota; Metazoa; Mollusca; Gastropoda; Neomphalida; Peltospiridae.
UUUUUCUGUCUGAACUCAGCGAUGUUGAUCAUUUAAAGUGACGUUAUAGCAUCCUGAAUAUGAAGACCGUUUCCGAGUACUUAGGAAACGUUAUAUAAAUAAUUUAUCAUUGCAGGUUUUGAAACAGUUUCACACCGAACAUACUUGCCGACUUCACUGUAGCUGUGGGUGUUUUUGAAAAUGUCUGUCAGACUAGCGAGGAUGGAGAGCGUGAGGAAGCUGAAGACGAUUGAAAAGGAAUCCACUGGAAUAAUCUGCUUCAUACAGAGGCUUGCUCAGUGUUGCCAGUCUGUAGGAACGCUUGUCAUUAUCGUGAGUCUCUGUCUGGUGGUUAUCGGAAUUGGCAUUGCAAAAAUGGUCAUGGGUUCUCUGUUCUUUCACGCCUGCCCUGCCCAGCCUCUCAUUCCGAUAUGGCUCAUUGUUGGAGCCAUGGUGAGUUUCCUAUACACCAGCGCUAGUCAAACAUCAAAAGUGGCAGGCGGAGAACACAACAAUGACGCCCGGUACGCUCGCGUCAUCUUUGGUGUAUUUGUCAGCCUGUUUACCUUCCUGUGGCUUAUUUUAGGAACUGUCUGGAUUGUUCAAGCCAACCAACACAUGAACACGUGCAGCUCUCAAACGUUAACAACUAUGGCGUCAGUGGAGCACUCUGGAGGACGUAACCAAACCAUCAACGUAACGUCAUCGACGGCGCCGCCGUCGGCCGAUUGCAACUCAUGUGACUCGCGGCUGUUCAACUUCGCCUUCGGUAUCCUCUUAACAGAAUGGAGUUUAUUGGUGCUCAUGCUUAUAGCCGGCUGCCUUUUGUGCUGCUCUUAUUGUUGCCUGAAAAUAUUUGUUUCGUAAAAAGCGAGAGACCCUAGUUUUUAAACAUUACAGCGCAUUUUCAGAGGGUCUUUUUACUAUUAUAUAUA